AUGCCCGAUCAGAGUACAGACUAUCGAAUCGUUGUUUUUGGUAGUGCUGGAGUUGGUAAAACAAAUUGUGUACUUCGUUUUGUCAAUGGGCAAUUUCGUGAAAAUUAUAUUCCAACAGUUGAAGAUACAUAUCGACAAGUUGUUUCUUGUAAUAAACAAAUAACAACAUUACAGAUAACUGACACUACCGGUACACAUCAAUUUCCAGCAAUGCAAAGAUUAAGUAUACAAAAGGGACAUGCCUUUAUAUUAGUUUAUUCUAUAACAAGUAAACAAACAUUUGAAGACUUAAAACCAAUAUAUAAUCAAAUACGUGAAAUAAAAGCUGAUCAACAAAAUGAAACACCUAUUUUAUUAAUGGGUUGUAAAUUAGAUGAAGCAGCAUGUCGUGAAGUAACGGAAAAUGUUGGUAAACAAUUUGCAACACUUUGGUCAUGUGCAUGGAUUGAAACAUCAGCGAAAACAAAUACAAAUAUACGUGAAGCAUUUCAAGAACUUCUGAAAUUAGAUAAGAAAAGACAAUUUAAUUUUAAUGUUGAUCAAGAUGGACAUCUAAUCGAAGAUAAUAAUAGUACAACAACAACAUCAUCUCAAUCUCCACAUGGUGGUAAACGAUCAACACCAACAAAUUCAAGUUUAUCAACAAUAGCAAAUAGUGGUAGUAGUUCAAAUAUGACUGAAACAAUAACAGCUGGUACUGCUUUAACACGACCUACCACACCUAUUCUACCUGGAAACAAAUCUAAUCGAACAUCAGUUAUGUCAACAACAAGUUCAUCAACAAUAAGUGCAAAAAAAGGUUCACGAUCUACGAUUGAACAAAUACAUUCAAAUGAAAAUCCAAGUGAAUCAAAUAAGACUUCUAGGUCUGAUCCACUAACAGAUCGAGUUUCAAGUCGAAAAUGUUUAAUCAUGUAA
Molecule: messenger RNA, 918 nt
Organism: Rotaria sp. Silwood2
Lineage: Eukaryota; Metazoa; Rotifera; Eurotatoria; Philodinida; Philodinidae
Source: the annotation of a GenBank genome assembly